This is a messenger RNA of Paramacrobiotus metropolitanus, 1540 nucleotides long. RefSeq names its product actin, cytoplasmic 1-like. The transcript is spliced from 4 exons. The record is from RefSeq and is a predicted model, not a curated record. Lineage: Eukaryota; Metazoa; Tardigrada; Eutardigrada; Parachela; Macrobiotidae. Bases 165 to 1292 code for a protein of 375 amino acids.
AUAUUGAUUCAGCUGGUGCUUGCUUAAAUAUAUUAACACAAGACAGUACACCGGUCUGCCUAUCAGUCUGCAUAUGCCGAAUUUAGUUGACGAUUAAAGGAGUUUUGCUGUUCAGGUUUUUAUUUAACGAGUUUUUUUAACGCUUGUAACUGUGAUCUACCAAAAUGGACGGUGACGUUGCUGCUUUGGUCGUUGACAAUGGAUCCGGUAUGUGCAAAGCCGGCUUUGCCGGUGACGAUGCACCCCGCUCAGUCUUCCCGUCCAUCGUGGGACGCCCCCGCCAUGCUAACAUCAUGGUCGGUAUGGGCAACAAGGACACUUAUGUCGGUGAUGAGGCUCAGAGCAAGCGUGGCAUCCUGACCCUGCGCUACCCCAUCGAGCACGGCAUCGUGACGAACUGGGACGACAUGGAGAAGAUCUGGCAUCACACCUUCUACAACGAACUGCGCAUUGCCCCCGAGGAACACCCCGUCCUCCUCACCGAGGCCCCGCUGAACCCCAAGGGCAACCGCGAGAAGAUGACGCAGAUCAUGUUCGAGACCUUCAACGUCCCGGCCAUGUACGUCGCCAUCCAGGCCGUGCUGUCCCUGUACGCGUCCGGUCGUACCACCGGUAUCGUCAUGGAUUCCGGUGACGGUGUCAGCCACUGUGUGCCCAUCUAUGAAGGCUAUGCCCUGCCCCAUGCCAUUCUCCGUCUGGAUUUGGCUGGACGUGAUUUGACCGACUAUCUCAUGACCAUCCUGACCGAGCGAGGUUACAGCUUCGUCACCACCGCCGAACGUGAAAUCGUUCGUGACAUCAAGGAGAAACUCUGCUAUGUUGCCCUGGAUUUCGACCAAGAGAUGGCUGCUGCUGCUGCCUCCUCUUCCUUGGAAAAGAGCUACGAAUUACCCGACGGACAAGUCAUCACCAUCGGCAACGAGCGAUUCCGCUGCCCGGAGGCCUUGUUCCAGCCUAGCUUUAUUGGUAUGGAAGCUGUCGGCAUUCACGAAACCACCUACAACUCCAUCAUGAAGUGCGAUAUCGAUAUCCGUAAAGACCUGUACAGCAACAUUGUUCUGUCAGGCGGUACGACCAUGUACCCGGGUAUUGCUGAUCGUAUGCAGCGUGAAAUCACCGCACUGGCGCCCCAGACCAUGAAGAUUAAGAUUAUCGCGCCGCCGGAACGCAAAUACUCCGUUUGGAUCGGUGGCUCCAUUUUGGCUUCGUUAUCUACCUUCCAGCAAAUGUGGAUCAGCAAAGCCGAAUAUGAUGAGUCCGGCCCGUCGAUUGUGCACCGCAAGUGCUUCUAAAUCAAACACCUUCUGAUUACUGUGUAGAUUCGUAUACGUAGAACGUGCCGAUAGUGUUAUGUCAACGUGGUGAUGUGUGCCCCCGCGGCAAAGUUCGCUGUUGUUGAGAGUGCUAUCUAGUCUUUACCCCAGUACGGUUUCCAUUGGGGACAAAACUGGUAACUGAGACGACGACUUGUGUACAGGGUUAUCGUGUCUUUUAUUCUUCGGAAGAUAGGCAACAUGGCAAUAAAACAAUAUUGUAAUUG